AUCCCAGCGCUCAGACACAGGCAGAGAUUUUUCCAAAAUGCGCCCUCUUCACCCACCCACUCCCACCCCUGUGCUGCCACCUGAAACCUCAGGACCCCAGGAGCCUGUGCCACGACCCGCUGGCACAGAGCUUUCUACCAAGCGUCUUAGUUUUAAAGUAUCAUUGUAACUUUGGAGGUAAGUGUUGUUAUAAUGCUCACCUUACACUGAGGAAGUUGAGGCCCCCAGAGGCCCAGAAGCUGCCCAGGGUCGCCAAGUGUGAAGCUAGGAUUUUAAGCCUGGAGUCCUCACUCCAGAAACUGCGAGGAUACAUUCACAGCCCCUGCAGGGAGAACACUCUGGUCACGAUUAGAGCUCUAGUGGGCAUUCAAUUCACCUGCAGAGGCGGACGGCCCAGCCACACCCACCUCGACUCUCGGGCCCCGCCGGCCCGGGCCCCGCCAGCGGUCGAUCUUACGCUCCAAGAAGGUGUUCACCUCUAAAGUAAGAACGCUAACCCUUCAGGAGUUAAGACCUAAAUCCUACCAUUCAGACCCAGCCACUUGCUUUGAGUUUUGAUGAAGCCUCGUUGAAAGAUGAUCCCUGCUGUUAAGCUUUUAUCGGUGAUGAGUUCUCCAGGUGAACGGAUUUCUUAGACCUUUGUUAAGAGCAGAUUUUCGUGGAUAUAUUAGACCGUCUUGGAGCUCUAAUGACAGAAAUGCAGCGGGAACUUCGUCUACAUGGGCCAAAGGGGCACCUAACUGGCUGGCUCUGACCCACGCAAGGCGGAGGUGCAGGGCUCUGCGCUGGCUUCCCUCUUUGUUCUGGCUGGAAAUAUGGUCACCAGAGCCGCAGGCCCACCCCUCCCAGCUGUACUUCCCACAGGGUCUGAGGGUCACAGCUGGAGGGUUCACCGCCCGGGCCUGCUGCCUGGCCUGGGCCCCCUUGCCCGCCACCCCCCACGCCAUGCUCAGAACCUCUCAGGGCCCCAAGCCUGGCAGGGGGGCAGAGCUGGUCCUCCGGGCUGGCCUGGGGUACAGGGCGGGGCCUGUGAGGUGGGCACAGUGGCCCUCGGCACCCCGGCUUCCCCAGGACCGGUCCCCAAACUCUCCCCUCCCCCGCUUUGGUGCAUGGGAACGGCUGGUUUCCCAGUAACUCCUGCUUGUAGGAUAAACUCCCAUCUUUGUGAACUUGGCCGUCUCUGACCUGGACCUUCCUUCGGUGCUCUUCGCUGAUGAACAGGGUUGGUCCUUACUGAGGGGCCGGGUUGUUGUUUAGACCAUGUUGCAGCCAUGGGCCUGAACAUCCAGGGAGGAGCUUCAGGGCACAGACGCUCUGCGUGCCUUUCCUGCUCUCAGAAGAGCCUCCCAAGUUUGUGUCCCAGAAAAGUGAUUUGUGGUCCAGGCCCGGCUUAAGACCGCCUUCUCCAAGAAGCUUUCCCUGACUUCUUCAGCCCUCUUUGAGACAGCAUUUGUCGUGUGUCCUGCACCUGUGACAUGAGUUGCUGUUUAUCCUCUAAAGUACAGACCAUGUCUUGUGAGCCACUAUCUUCAAGAAGCGAGAGCAACCCCACUGUUCCCUCUUGUUUACUGGGGUCUGGGUAAGACUUCAUUUGCCCAGAGAUUUCUGCAGUUUAGCGGGGAAGGUGGAUGGAGUUCUGCAAAGAACCGCAGACGCCAUCGCUGUCAGGCCCUAACCUGCACAAGUCCAGGGCUAGAGGCAGAUCAUCUCAGCCCUCCUCGAAGCAGGAAGAGAGGGGGCUCAUCAGAAGGUAUAGGAUGAAGAGAAACAAGGCCCUGAGGAAUUUCAGAAGUGAUGGAGCCAACGUGCAGUGGCCCCAAGUUCCCAGACCAGGGAGUGCGCCCCAGCUCACCAGUGACAGCCCGGCCCCGGCAUCACCUCCACCCGAGGGCAGCGGACACUCGGCCUUGACUGCUGUCCAGGUGGUGACCUUUGACGCGGGGGGUGUGAGCGGCCACAGCAACCACGUGGCUCUGUAUGCGGCUGCCAGGACCCUGCACGCACAAGGGAAGUUACCUAAAGGGUGCUCAGUGCUCACGCUUCAGUCUGUGAACCUGCUGCGCAAGUACCUGUCGCUGCUGGACCUGCCCUGCUCCCUGCUGUGUGCCCGCGAUGCCCUCUUCGUGCUCAGUCGCCGAGAGGCGGCCCAGGCCCAGAGAGCCAUGUCCUGCCACCGCAGCCAGCUGCUCUGGUUCCGCCACCUCUACGUGCUCUUCUCCCGGUACAUGAGAAUCAACUCUCUGCACUUCCUCUGAGCCAGGAAGGGCUCUCAGACCCAAGGAACAGAGAGAAAAAUGGCCAGGGAGCCCAGGGUGUGUCUGGAGCGGCUCAUCUCCCUGAGACAAGGAGAUCCCAGCAUAAGACUGAGUCCCGGCCCCUCUCCUCCAAGCUGCCCGGCCUCUAAGGAAAGGGAGGCCCUGCAGGCCACCGGGCUGUCCAGAAUUGAGCUUCUUCCUGUGGGGAGCAAAUCCACAACCACCGGAACACACACCACCCGAGGACAACAGCCACCCUGCCGGCUUCUCAAGCGCUUGUGCAAGACAGUUUACAUAAAGCACAAUGUAUGUCAACCCCCUAACACAGACACGCAAUUGUCGUAAAUGAAUGUAAAGUGCUCUGAAAUCCCUUCUUAAAUGCAAUGUAUUUUUACGUUGUUUCCAAAGCAGCCUCAUCAGACAUAAACACACACAAAAGAAUGGUCUAGGGCUUCCUUGGUGGUGCAGUGGUUAGGAAUCCGCCUGCCAAUGCAGGGGACGCAGGUUCGAGCCCUGGUCCGGGAAGAUCCCACAUGCCGUGGAGCAACUAAGUCCGUGCGCCAUACCUACUGAGCCUGUGCUCUGGAGCCCAUGCGUCUAGAGCCCGUGCUCCACAACAAGAGAAGCCACCGCAAUGAGAAGCCCACGCAGCGCAGCAAAAAGUGGCCCCCGCUCGCCUCAACUAGAGAAAAGCCCAGUGCAGCAACAAAGACCCAGUGCAGACAAAUUAAUUAAUUAAUUAAAUUAAUUAAUUUAAAAAAAGAAGAAUGCUCUAUACUGAAUUAGUUCAACCAUAAUUCCUUGGAUUUAUCUUCGUGGCCUACAUAUCAGAUUUGAAUCUAGGGAAGACAUGUCCGUUUAACGGCAUACAAUCAAAUAUCUCACUAUCAGUCUUUUGGGAGAAGCAGGAAAUAGGAAGAGAGAUCUGGAGCUUAACACUCAGGAACCUAUGUCCUAAAAUGGUGCUACAAAUAAAAGGGCAGCAAGGGGUCUGGCUUGGAAGCUAUUCCGAGUCCAGCUGGUGGUCCAGGAAGUGGCCCAAAGAGGGGAAGCUCCAAUUCAGAAAGAGAGAAGACAAACGUGCCGUUACUGGGAACAGAAUGGAUAGGACAGCCACAAAAAUGGAAGAGACUGGGAAAACUAUAGGAGUCCUGCACAGUCCAGGACAACAAAACUGAAAAUCGAAAGGAAAUGGAUGACUUCCGAGUACAUGUUGGACCACCGCCAGACCCUACCAUAAUGUCACAGAUAGGGUCCAAACACUUCAAUCCCAUAAAACGCAGGGUUGCAUCACUGCAAGAUGAGUGACAACCAGUUUUUUUAAUCUUCCCAGGACUCAGCAUCAAGCUAGUGCACCCAAGACCUGAAGGAGGUCAGCGUUCCUGGGCAGGUGGCUGUCCUGCUUUCUUGGCCGCGUCUAGGAGUGAGGGAGGGACACCUGUGGAGCAAGAUGCUCGCGACCAAAGGCGUGGCAGCAGUGGGGAGAGGCAGAGGAGCCAGGCUCUGCAAGGGGCUGGACCCCCAAUGGACCGAGGCUGGCGUGGUGGCUGUCUCCGUCCACUGGAGAGCUGCACACUGCUGCUUUUGUUGAGCCCUUGCAAAGUAAAAAACGCUCUCCUUAAACUGAGAGAGUCCCAUCUGGGGGUCGCCUCCAAACCCCCUUCCACACCCACACCCCCAGUACAGCUUUGGCCACCCACAUUUGAGAAUAGGAACUAGGGAACAAGAACUGGAUUAUAUCCAAUGGUGGGCACCUUAUUAAUGGGACUUUACAUGAAUACAAUUGACUUAAAAAGUGAAAGGGAACAGACCCAAUAACCACAGAAGAAAUUAGAAAGGUAAUUAUAACAGAUUUUUUAAAGAUUCCUAGUCUAGAUGGUUUUGCAGCUAUCUAAAAAUAAUUCCAAUAUUAUUUAGAGCAUAAAAUAGAAAAGUACUCCAAUUCACAGACAAGAUAACAAAACAUGAAAUAGCACCAAAAAAACCCCUGACAAUUUUAUUUGUGAAUAUAGAUGCAAAAGUAUAAAAGAAAAUAUUAGCAAACUGAAUCCAGCAGUGCAUCAAAAGAAUCACGACUCCAUGACCAAGCAGGGUAUUAUUCCAGAGUGUAAGAAUGGUUCCACUUUGGGGAAUCCAUCAACAUAAUUCAUUACAUCAACAAAUUAAGAAGAAAAACCAUAUUCUACGCACAGGCGCCGAAAGAUAACAAAAUUCAGUCACUAUGCCUAAUAACAACCUUCAAGAAAAAUAGGAAAAAAGAAUAGAGUAAAUAUAAUACAGACUGUUUACCAAAAUCUAGCACCUAAAACCAAGUGGACAAGGUAGAAAGGUAAGCUGCCACCGUCGUGAUUAUCAAGGUUGCUCUGAAGGGUGAAGCUGACGAAGUAGGACAGAACAAGAAAAUAACUGAUAUAAGUAUUAGAAGAGACAGCUGUGUUUAGAAACCCAAGAGAUGUCCAUAAAAUCUACUAAAUGAGGGAAUCUGGUAAGGCAGCUGGAUAAUAGGUAUCUUUACAAAAAUCAAUAGACUGUCUUUAAUUGGCAAUAAUGUGACAGAAAUGAAAACGGGGGAAAAAAUCCCAUUCUCAUCAACUUCAAGAACUAUAAAAUACCUAGGAAUAAGCUCAACAUAAAAGAUAUAAGAUCUGUCUAAAUUUUUUUUUUUUUUACAGUACGCGGGCCUCUCACUGUUGCGGCCUCUCCCGUUGCGGAGCACAGGCUCUGGACGUGCAGGCUCAGCGGCCAUGGCUCACGGGCCCAGCCGCUCCACGGCAUGUGGGAUCCUCCCAGACUGAGGCACGAACCCGGGUCCCCUGCAUCGGCAGGCGGACUCUCAACCACUGCGCCACCAGGGAAGCCCCGAUCUGUAUAAUUUUAUAAUCACUAUUAAAAUUCCAGCUAUCUUUUUUGCAGAAACUGACAAAUUGAUCCUAAAACAAUAUGGAAUUGCAAGAGCCUCAGAAGCCAAACCAUCUUAAAAAAAGAACCAAGUUGUAAGACUCACAUGCCCCAAUUUUAAAAGCUACUACAAAGACCUAAAUUUAAGAGCUAAAACUAGAACUCUUAGAAGAAAACACAAAUGUUAAUCUUUGUGACCUUGGAUUAGGCAACAGUUUCUUAAAUAUGAUACCAACAGCACAAGCAACAAAAGAAAAAAUAGAAACCUUUGUACAUCAAAAGACACUAUCAAGAAAGUGAAAUGGAGGCUUCCCUGGUGGCACAGUGGUUAAGAGUCCGUCUGCCAAUGCAGGAGACACGGGUUUGAGCCCUGGUCCGGGAAGAUCCCACGUGCCACGGAGCAACUAAGCCUGUGUGCCGCAACUACUGAGCCAGGACUCUAGAGAGCCUGCAAGCCACAACUACUGAGCCUGCGCGCCUAGAGCCUGAGCUCCGCAACAAGAGAAGACACCGCAAUGAGAAGCCUGCUCACAGCAACGAAGAGUAGCCCCCGCUCACUGCAACUAGAGAAAGCCCACGCACAGCAAUGAAGACCCAACGCAGCCAAAAAUAAAUAAAUAAAAUAAAUAAAUUAAUUUUUUUUAAAAAGUGAAAUGGGAAAAAGUAUUGGCAAAUCAAAUAUCUGAUAAGGACCUAGUAUCCAGAAUAUAUAAACAACUCAACAACAAAAAGACAACCUAAUUAAAAGAUGGGCAAAAGACCUGAAUAUACAUUUAUCCAAGAUUUUCAAACGGCCAAUGAGCACAAGAACAUCAUUAGUCAUUAGGAAAUGUCUAUCAAAACCACAAUGAGGGGACUUCCCUGUUGGUCCAGUGGUACAGAAUCUGCCUUCCAAUGCAGGGGACACGGGUUUGAUCCCUGGUUGGGGAACUAAGAUCCCACGUGUGGCGGGGCAACUAAGCCUGCGUGCCACAACUAGAGAAGAGAAAAGCCGCACGCCACAAAUAGAGAGAAGCCCGCGCGCCACAACAAGAGAUCCCGCGAGCCACACCUAAGACCCGGCACAGCCAAAAAACAAAAACAGAACAAAACAAAAAAAUGCAAUGAGAUACUAUUUCACACCCAGUAGAAAGGCAGUGAUUAAAACAAACUAACACAGACAAUAACAAGUGUUGGUGAGCAUAUGGAGAAAUGGAACCCUCGAACAUGACUGGUGGGAAUGUAAAACGGUGCAGCUGCCGUGGAGAACAGUUUCGCUCUUCCUCAGUCACUUAAAGAUUUACCAUCAGACCCAGCAAUUCCACUCCUAGGUAUACACCCAAGAAAACUGAAAACGUGUCCGUACAAAAACUUGUGCACGAGUGUUCGUAGCAGCAUUAUCCAUAACAGCCCAAAAGUGGAAACAACCCAAAUGUCCAUCAACUGAUGAAAAGAUAAAUACGGCAUUUUGUGUAUUAUUCAGCCAUAAAAAGAAAUGAAGUGUUUGACACAUGCUAUAGUGAGGAUGAACUCUGAAAAACAUUAUGCUCAGUAAAAUAAGCUAGGCACAAAAGGCCAUCUACUGUACAAAUCCACUUAUAUAAAAUGUCCAGGACGGGCAAAUCCACAGAGACAGAAAGUAGAUUGGUGUUUUCCAGGGGGUGGGGAAAAGGAGUGAUUGCUGAGGAGUGCGGGGAUCCUUUUGGGGACGUGCAGUGUUCUGUAUUUGGCAGUGGUGAAGGCUGGACAGACUUGGGAAUAGAUAAAAAUCGCUGAAUUCUACGCAUUAAAAGGUACAUUUUAUGGUGCAUGAAUUAUAUUCAAGAAAUAAUACUGCAUUAAAAUGUUCUAGCUUACUCUAAGUAUACGCACAUGAUAAAGCUGGCAUCGCUCUCUGAGCCUGGUGAUACUCACCUAACCUGCUAGCCUAGUAAAUCCUGCAGAGUACAAAUCUUAUUUGUACGUUAACCCAGUUUUAGUGCUUACUGCUUUUCUUUUAAAUAUAGUUUUUAAAAGUUAAAAAAAAAUUUAAUGCAGGACAUAAAACAAGACCUGAAUAAAUGGAGAACUGUACCACGUUCCCUGAUAGAGAGAUUUAAUAUAAAAUCCUUACAAAGUUAAUAAAUAAACUGAAAAGCACCAAAUAUAUAUGGUAUGUACAAGUUCCAAUUUCUAAACUUAUAUAUUUACAUGUUAUAUUCAUCAAUUCCCAUUCUUACAAAGUUAACAUAUAAAUUUUUUUUUUUUUUUUUUUGCGGUACGUGGACCUCUCACCGUUGUGGCCUCUCCCGUUGCGGAGCACAGGCUCCGGACGUGCAGGCUCAGCGGCCAUGGCUCACGGGCCCAGCCGCUCCACGGCAUGUGGGAACUUCCCGGACCGGGGCACGAACCCGUGUCCCCUGCAUCGGCAGGCGGACUCUCAACCACUGCGCCACCAGGGAAGCCCAACAUAUAAAUUUAAUGUAGUUGCAGUCAGAAACUCAAUAGAUUAUCUCUGGACUUGGAUAAAAUUAUUUUUGAAAAUAUAUUAGAAGAGGAGAUGUCCAAGAACAGCCAAACUAUACACAUUAAAAACAAUGCAGAUAUGGGACCUGCCUUUCUAUACAUUAAAACUUAUAAACCCAUGGCAACCAAAACAGUAUGAUACAAGCAAAGGAGUACACAGAUGUUGGACAGAAGAGAAAAUCCAGAAACAGAUCCAUAUUAUAUGAGAGCUACUGUACAGUAGAGGGGGCAUUUUAACUCAGUGGAGAAACAUUGAAUAAAUUGUUUCAGGAUGGCUGGUCAGGCAUUUGUAAGAAGACAAAGACUCCAUACUUUAUACCAAGUACAGAAACACACUGUACAUGCAUUACAGAUUUAUACAUAAAAAUCAAAACAAUUAAAAUAUUGUUUAAGAAACUUGGGAGACUCUAAAUGCAUAUAUACCUUGGAAUGGGGCAGCCCUUACAAAGCCAGGCUGGAAACUCACAAAAGGAGUAAAGGAAAAAAACAGAUAUUUCACAGGUUUCUGAAAUUAACAGGUAUCACAGAUGUGUUAAUAGCCCAAAUAUAUAAAGAUUGAUAAGAAAACAUCCCAAAAGGAAAAUGGAUUAAGGAUGGAAAAUUCAUGAAAGAGGAAAUCUAAAUGGCCAUUAAACAGGAAAAACUAUUCAACCUCAGUAGUGGCUACAAAUUAAGGCAAAGAUGAAAAUCUAUUUUUCACUGAAGGUGGUGAUUGGAUUAAAGUAGGAGUUUUCCAGGGCAGAGGACAUGAAUAGGUCUGCCCCCUCUCUCCCUCUCAUUCUCUCUCUCUCUCACAAACACACACACACGAAAUAAAUGUGAAAAAAAUCCCACUACUAACUAAAGGAACACAGAUUAUAUGAAAAUGCCAUUUUCACUUAUCUAAUUUGCAAAGAUGUCUAUCAAUAGUAACGCCCAGUGUUCUGUAGGUGAGGGAAUGGACACAUAUAUGCUGCUGGGGCAAACAGAAGAUGGUGGAAUCUUCUGGAAAUCAGUACGUCAGAAAUCUUUAAAAUGUACAUAUCCCUGGACUCCACGUGCACUUAUCCUUGGGAAGUAGAAACUCGUACAGAGAUGCACAGACAGUUGUCUGAUGUGCAGCACUGAUCAGAGGGAGAACAGAAUCAAGCGGCUACAGCAAUGAUCUCCCGACUUCUGAGUUUUCAAUAAUGUAUACAUUCUAAGUGCACAUUAUAAAACAUACGGAAAAAAAAAUUUUAAUGGAUAAAUAGGAGUUCUAACGUUUUCUUCCCACCCAUAAUGGACCCUCUUGAGCACUUCCUGGAGGGAGCACACCGUACGCUGGAGACCACCCGACCAGCCUAUCGUGUAAAGUCAGUGAAUCCUGAGAAAAGUGAGCCAGUCAAACUGUGUGGAGGGACGGACAGAACAGGACAUUUAUGCUCUUGGGCCCACAGAGGUCGGGCAGCAGAAACGUGGUUCUGGUUUGAUCAGAGUGUUAAGGUCUUGGUCAAGUUUGAAUCCUACAGGCACCCCUGCCAGGGGCUCCCAUCCCUCGUGGACAGUAUUACCAGGAAAAUCUACAUGAAGUGUAGUCAACUUCAGUAAUUAAAAGCUGGACAACACGGGGUCUGACCCAGUGCCCCUGGGGGAAGGUCUUGAGGAGUUUGAGAGCGGUGAGGUCUUCAAGGGAAAGGAUCCCAGUGACCUACAGGGUUCAUCAGAGUCUAUGAGCGCGGAAUUGCUGAGGGUCGUUCCUCCCACCGACCUAGGUCUACUCCAUAUGAAUGAUCACGGUGGCAGCCUUGCUGCCUGAAAGGAAGCCACCAGGAACAGCAGAAACGUGCUCUCCUGGAAGCCAUCUGCCAGCCUGGGCCCCGACCAACGGCUGUGUCCCAGCGCCAGGGCUGCUCUCCCCGCCCGAGGGGAGCAACAGAGGGCGAACUAGGGGUCCACAGACCGUCCCCGAGCACCUCCUCAGUCACAAAAGCAGCACCGGUCCGUGACCCGGGCCUUAAAGGGGUGAGGGUUGAUUUCAGGAAAGAAAGAAUCCUGGGGGAAUCCCAGAGCUUGGAUUUCCACCCACCACAGCUAGUUGAACUUGUCUUUUGGAAGUUCCUGCCAUGUUUAGGACUGUUGCCUUCCUUUAGGAAUUCAGAAGAUGUACAACAAAGCUGUAACACAGAUGCCUUCAGAUUCCUCCACGGGGCAUGCGUGGGACUGUCACGUGAGAGGCAGCUUCCUGGCCGCGACCAAAAGGAAGCGACAGGUGCCAGGCUGCUAUCGACAGCAUCUAAUGUUCCAAGGCACAGUCUUAGCCAGAGCUCCUUCUAGCCAGCAUCACACUCUUGCCUUCUCUGAGCCCCAAGCAUGUGGGAAAAUACCAACAUCUAAGAUGACAGACAGCUCAGGAGGCUGAAGCCGGGAGUCUCCUGCCGGGGGCCCGCCCGGCGACCUCACUGCCGAGGGGUGCUUCCAGGAGGCUGGCUUAGAAAGUCACCAGAAGCUCAACAAGUAGCCAGGUAAAAUAUAACGUACCAGAGACAACAGCAUUCCUCCCCACCAGCAAUAACCAACUGCAAAGUGGAGAAGAGAUCCCGUUCACAAGGACGUCCAAAAACCAUAAGACAUCCAGGAAUAAACCUAACACAGGAUGCGCCAUCUACACGGCUGCCACAUGGAGAAGAGCAGGAAGCUUGACAGAGGAGCCGAGAGGAACAAAACCAACUGGUGAGAUGUCACACUUCCCCAGAGGAUAAAACUGAGUAUUGUAAAGAAGCCUGUCCCCUCCCCCCCCACAAUUAAUUUAUAAACUCAGCACGCUCUCAAUCAAUAUCCGAACAGGAUUUUAUAUGGUACUCGAUACACUAAUUCUAAAAUUCAUCUGGAAGACAAAAUAAUCAAAAAAGAAUAAUCAGGAAGAUUUAUUCUAUCAGGUUUCUUAAAGCACAUCAUUAAACUUUAGGGAUUUAAAAUGCUUUGGUAACUGUGGGACUAUAGAAAAAUAAAUUUUUUAAAAAAAAGUAGUGUCCAGAAACAAACUCAUCUAGAACAUAUAUUUUAAAUCAGUAAGGAAUGGAUGGAUUAGUCAGUGGAAGGGCCAAUGCAGUCAGUGGUUAUCCAUUUUGAGGGUGGGGAGCUGAACCCCAACCUCAUACUACAGACAAAAAUUAAAAAUGAAAACCACUCAGAAAAAAAAAAAUCCAGAUUAAAGAGCUAUAUGUUAAAACAAAACCAAAAAGGCACCAAAAAACUAUGAGAGCAGUAGAAGAAAAUCUAGUUUAUAAGCUCGAUAGGAAGGUAUUCCCAAACGAGAUAUAAAUCACAAAAGCCAGGAAGCAGAAAAGUCAGAAUGCCAUAAAGGAAAAAAGAAAAGAAAAGACUGAUAAAUUUGAGCGCUUCAAAAUCUAAAACCCGAAUAAACAGAGUUAGAACAGUGACAAACUGUAAAAGAAUGUUUGCAAAAUUCAUCACAGGAUUUAUAUCCUGAACAUACAAAGCACCAAAAAUUAAUUUUAAAAAUAGUAUCUGAAACACAUUAUUUACUAAUAUUUUUUAACAUGUGGAUGGAAAAAAAAAUAGCCCCCCCCCCGCAAAAAUGGGCAAAGGAUGUGAUCAAAGAACUUACAGGACAGGAAAUAAAAAUGGGUCCAAAAACAUAAAAGAUGCUCAAACUCAUGGUAAUCAGGAAAAUGGAAACAUAAAGAAAUGAAACUGUUUCACCCAACAGAUUGGUCACAAGUAAAAAGACUGAUAACAUCAGGUGUUGGUGAGGGCACUGCUAUUCACAGGGUUGAUGGACCUUUUAGGGGCUGGUAUAUACUUUCUGAGGGAAACUGAGCAUUUUUAAUGUUUAAAAUAUGCAUAUCUUCAACCUAGCAAUUCAUCUUCUAUAGCCUCAAAUAAUACACAUGUACAAAGAGGCCUGUAAAAGGAUGCUCACUGCCAACACUGAUUGUAAAGCAGAAACUGGAAACCCUAAUUUCCAUUAAAAAAAAAAAAAGUUAAGUAGA
Messenger RNA from Globicephala melas (long-finned pilot whale), 11611 nucleotides. RefSeq names its product phosphatidylinositol glycan anchor biosynthesis class L (gene PIGL). The record is from RefSeq and is a predicted model, not a curated record. Gene Ontology annotation, molecular function: N-acetylglucosaminylphosphatidylinositol deacetylase activity. Gene Ontology annotation, cellular component: endoplasmic reticulum. NCBI's taxonomy places the organism in Eukaryota, Metazoa, Chordata, Mammalia, Artiodactyla, Delphinidae. Gene Ontology annotation, biological process: GPI anchor biosynthetic process.